This is a messenger RNA of Siniperca chuatsi (mandarin fish), 1718 nucleotides long. It is a transcript of the gene xrcc3, whose product is annotated as X-ray repair complementing defective repair in Chinese hamster cells 3. NCBI's taxonomy places the organism in Eukaryota, Metazoa, Chordata, Actinopteri, Centrarchiformes, Sinipercidae. The transcript has 7 exons. Gene Ontology annotation, cellular component: Rad51C-XRCC3 complex; replication fork. The record is from RefSeq and is a predicted model, not a curated record. Gene Ontology annotation, molecular function: ATP hydrolysis activity; four-way junction DNA binding; ATP binding. Gene Ontology annotation, biological process: telomere maintenance via recombination; resolution of mitotic recombination intermediates; double-strand break repair via synthesis-dependent strand annealing. The coding region runs from base 185 to 1219 and encodes 344 amino acids.
CGGCUAAAUGGUUCCAACCGGCGGUGCGUGAUGACGUCUCGUAUUCGGGCGGGUAGCUUUGUGUGUGAAACUCUUCGAAGAGCCAAAUAAACAGAUUUAUAUCUAAAUAAAAACAGUUUUUCUGACUUUGUGACCUUCACCGUGACUGAAGCAGCAGCGGUGACAGUAUGUGCUCAGCGGGGAGAUGGACUGGGAUCAGCUGGAGCUCAACCCGAAGAUCAUCGCAGCCGUGAGGGGAGCUAAACUGAAGUCUGUCAGAGAGGUGUUGUGUGUUUCUGGCCCGGACCUGCAGAGGCUCACCGGCCUGUCCCGCUCAGACAUCCAGCAGCUGCUCACCGCCGCAGCCACCGCCUGCAGACGACACCCUCCUAUCCCAGCCCUCCUGCUCCAUCGUGGAGCGUGUCGCAGGCUCGAGUCCGGCCUCAGACUCAGCGUUGGGUGUCCUGUACUGGACGAGCUGCUGAGGGGGGGUCUUCCUGUGGGGGGCGUCACCGAGCUGUCCGGAGAGAGCGGAGCAGGGAAGACUCAGCUGGCCCUGCAGCUCUGUCUGUCUGUCCAGUACCCAACGCAGCACGGAGGACUGAACUCAGGAGCCGUGUAUAUCUGCACCGAGGACUCGUUUCCCAUCAGACGUCUGCAGCAGCUGAUCAGAGAGCAGUCCCGUCUGCGUUCUGACGUCCCCCCGUCGCUGACCAGCAGCCUCCAGUUCAGUGACGGCGUUUACAUCGAGCACGCUGCUGAUCUCGACUCCCUGCAGGUGUGUCUCUCCCGCCGUGUCCCCCUUCUGCUGGCUCGGGGUCUGGUCCGGCUCCUGGUGGUCGACUCGGUGGCGGCUCUGUUCAGGUCUGAGUUCCAGGCUGCUGAUUGGCUGGAGAGGACCAAACAGCUGCUCACCUUCUCCUCCACAUUGCACCACCUGAGCCACGAGUUCACCACACCUGUCCUCUGUAUCAACCAGGUGACGGAUGUUUUCAGCAGCUCCGACCACCGUUUGGGCCCUCUGUCCUCCAGCGUGUCACCGGCUCUGGGGUUGGCCUGGGCCAAUCAGGUGAUGGUUCGGCUAAUGAUGCGGCGCCUUCAGGUGAUUGUUGCCCGUGGCGACCAGCGCAGCGCCCUCCGCAGGCUGGAGGUGGUGUUUGCUCCUCAUCUCGCCCGAGACGGACGAGAUGCCGCCGUCUGGAGGGAGGGGGUCCAAGGAGUCACGAACUCUGACAGUUAGAUUAUAUAUAUAUAUAUAUAUAUAUAUAUAUAUAUAUAAUCUAUCAGAUGUUACUUUUUGAAUCUUUAUAUACACUAUAUGGCCAAAAGUGUAUGGACAGUUUAUCAUGCUGCCUUAUUUAACUGAGCACCUCAGGGUUAAAAUGGCAGUUUUCAAAUGGAAGUUCUGUACUGGCUUUUUUAAGAAAAACCAGAAUGAACUGAUCUGAGAACAGUCUAAUGAUGCAAACAGUAUAUUUACUACAGUACUGAACUGAUGUACAACUCCGAGUAGACUGCAUGUAAUAUUGUCACCUCCCAGAUCUCCGUGUCGUCGUAGAUGUCAGCUGAUCAUUCUGUUAGUAAUACUUAAUAUUCUGAAUGCAGGACUUCUACUUGUAUCGCAGUAUUAGUACAUUGUGGUACUACUACCGUCACGUCAGUAUCGGAGUACUUCUUCCUCUGUAUAACUCUAUUGUCUUCGUGUGUUCAGAUAAUAAAACAGCAGUUUGACAAAGUCA